AUGGAUGACAUCUUGUUCUACACAUCCCUCACUCUUAUCUUCAUCCUAUUUACCUUCAAGUUCUUGGUCCAACCAAACCGACGUCGUUACAAAAACCUUCCACCAACCCCACCUUCACUUCCAAUCAUUGGCCAUCUCCAUCUCCUACGACCCCCCGUCCACCGAACCUUCCACAGCCUCUCCCAAAAAUACGGCGCCGUUUUUUCACUCUGGUUUGGCUCUCGCCGCGUGGUCAUAGUCUCCUCCCCGUCCGCAGUCGAAGAAUGCUUCACCAAAAACGACAUCGUUUUAGCCAACCGCCCUCCCUCGCUCAUCGGCAAGCACUUUGGCUACAACCACACCACACUCUCCUCCUCCCCGUACGGCGACCACUGGCGCAACCUCCGCCGCAUUGGCUCCACCGAUAUCUUCUCCACCGCCCGACUCCAGACGUUCUCCGAGAUCAGAAAGGACGAAGUCAAACACUUAUUACUUAAACUCUCACAAAACGCACGUGACGGUUUUGCAAAGGUGGAGCUCAAGUCCAUGUUCAAUGAGCUCACCUUUAACAUCAUAAUGACGAUGGUGGCGGGAAAGAGGUACUACGGCGACGACGUGUCAGUUGACAAAGAAGAGGCCAAGCAUUUCAGGCAGAUUAUGAGAGAGGCGUUCUCUUAUAGCGGCGCAGCAAACUCAGCUAAGUUUUUUCCGAGUUUGAAUUGGGUUGGGAGCGGUUUUUAUGAGAAGAAGGUGAAGACGUUGGCUGAAAGGACAGAUGUGUUCUUGCAGGGAUUGAUUGAUGAGCACAGGAGGAAGGGUAACAAUGGUACUACAAUGAUUAACCAUCUUCUUUCCCUGCAAAAGUCGCAGCCUGAAUAUUACAACGAUCAAAUCAUCAAGGGCCUUAUUCUGGUAAUGAUAUUCGCGGCUAGAGCUGAGCUAGAUGCUCAACUUGGCCAAGAAAACUUAGUGGAUGAACCAGACCUCUCUAAACUACCCUACCUCCGAAGUAUCAUUUCAGAGACCCUCCGUUUAUGUCCAGCAGCUCCAUUGCUAGUACCACAUUUUUCCUCCGAUGACUGUACUAUUGAAGGAUUCGAUGUGCCGCGUGAGACAAUGGUAUUGGUCAAUGCAUGGGCUCUGCAUAGAGAUCCUCAACUGUGGGAUGAUCCUGAAAGUUUCAUGCCUGAGAGGUUUGAAAGUGCUGACGAUUUGUCCCACAAACUCAUGCCAUUUGGGCUUGGAAGAAGGGCUUGCCCUGGAGUAGGCCUGGCCCAACGUGUGGUGGGCUUGACGUUGGCGUCACUAAUUCAAUGCUUUGAUUGGGAGAGAAUUAGUGAGGAGGAGAUUGACAUGGCUGAAGGUAAAGGAGUCACAAUGCCUAAAGUUGUUCCGUUGGAGGCUAUGUGUAGGGCACGCUCGGUUAUGACCAAGGUUCUAUCUUGA
Molecule: messenger RNA, 1425 nt
Organism: Prunus armeniaca (apricot)
Lineage: Eukaryota; Viridiplantae; Streptophyta; Magnoliopsida; Rosales; Rosaceae
Source: the annotation of a GenBank genome assembly